Molecule: messenger RNA, 856 nt
Organism: Trichomycterus rosablanca
Lineage: Eukaryota; Metazoa; Chordata; Actinopteri; Siluriformes; Trichomycteridae
Gene: mxd1
Product: MAX dimerization protein 1
Exons: 6
Coding region: 183-836 (217 amino acids)
Biological process (GO): negative regulation of transcription by RNA polymerase II
Molecular function (GO): protein dimerization activity; RNA polymerase II cis-regulatory region sequence-specific DNA binding; DNA-binding transcription factor activity, RNA polymerase II-specific
Source: RefSeq, a predicted model, not a curated record
UUUUGAGAGACUUUGAGAGUGUUUUAUUAUACAACCAGACACCUUUUUUUGCGAUUUUUACUGCUCAACCUAGUACCCAACACGACGCAGGAAGGACAAGCCAAGCUGAUUUGCUUUGUUUUUGGUCAUUAUUUUUGGAUUUCCUGCUUCUUUUUGCAUUAAAAAGAGUCUUUUUGUUGAUUAUGGCGGCUAUCGGGAUGGUGCAAAUGUUGAUUGAAGCUGCUGAGUAUCUGGAUCGCAGAGAAAGAGAAGCAGAACAUGGGUACGCAUCGAUGUUACCGUUCACCAGCCACAAAGACAGAGAAGGCUCCAAACGGAAAAACAAAAGCAAAAAAAACUGCAGCAGCAGGUCCACACAUAACGAGAUGGAGAAAAACAGACGGGCACAUUUACGACUAUGUUUGGAACGCUUAAAGUCCCUGGUGCCGCUGGGACCGGACUCUAACAGGCACACCACGCUCAGCCUACUAAUGAAGGCCAAGGAACACAUCAAGAGGUUGGAGGAGGGUGAACGUAAGGCACAGCACACAAUAGAUCAGCUGCAGCGGGAGCAGCGGCACCUGCACAGGCGGCUCGAGCAGCUGGGCGUGGAGCGCACGCGCAUGGACAGCAUGGGCUCCACCUUCUCAUCCGACAAAUCCGACUCCGACCAAGAAGACCUGGACGUGGACGUGGAGGGGACCGACUUCCUGCUGGGCGACCUGGAGUGGAGCACCAGCAGCGUGAGCGACUCGGACGAGCGAGGGAGCCUGAGGAGCAGCUGCAGCGACGAGGGUUACUCCAGCGCCAGCCUGCGCCGCCUCGCCAACACUCAGGAGAAAACCAUCAGCCUAUAAAAGCAGAAAAGCACAUCAAA